This is a messenger RNA of Oncorhynchus gorbuscha (pink salmon), 3617 nucleotides long. RefSeq names its product rho GTPase-activating protein 20-like. Gene Ontology annotation, biological process: regulation of Rho protein signal transduction; signal transduction. Gene Ontology annotation, molecular function: GTPase activator activity. The coding region runs from base 426 to 3617 and encodes 1063 amino acids. The transcript has 17 exons. Lineage: Eukaryota; Metazoa; Chordata; Actinopteri; Salmoniformes; Salmonidae. The record is from RefSeq and is a predicted model, not a curated record.
AGGGGCCACCGAGGCGCCGACUCCACAGGGCUCACGAGCUCGUGUGUAAAGAAUUGACACAGCCAAUUUGUUUCAGUGUGUGGAGAGCCUGAGUGAGGUGCGUGCUUAGAAGACCUAUAAAUUGUGAAGAUGUGCAUGGCUUAGACAGUUCGUUUUCAACACCAGACAACUGAACUCUAAUUUUCAACCACGACGGGCACAAUACCGUAUACAAAUCCUGUGCGUAGUUUAUACGACCUUGGUUGGACUGCAAGGUGUCGACAGGAACAUUUACCUUUCUUUCGCACAUGCACAGCGACGCAUGGGUGGAAUGCUUCUAACGAAUAAGUACUUUUAUGGAGUUUCUUUCUUUACUUCGUCUUUGGGUAGCUUUGGGACAGUAGAGCGCGGUUGCAGCUCCCCUUUUCCCGCGGAACUCUACCUGGAUGGAAACCAUGUCACCACAGCAACAGAACGAGCUGAGUCGCAGGACGUCACUCACCGGCGAGUCCAAGACCAGCACGCAACAUGAACACAAGAGGAGGUUGAAGUCUCUGAGCCAUCGUCGACAGUCCGCUCCCUCUUUGGUCAUCAACAAAGCCCUGACCAGAUCCAGAACUUUCUCCAGAGAGAGCUUCCUGGUUCCUGUGUGUCCAGAGACGUGCCCAUUGGUCCAGUCGUUCCUGUGUCCUGAUAGGGCGUUCCUCCUGCACGGCCACGUCACGCUGAAGACAGGGCUGCAGACGCAGGACAGAGACUUCUUCCUCUUCACUGACAUCCUCAUCAUCGCCAAGUCCAAGUCUCCCACACACUUCAAGCUGAAGGCCCAGGUGUGUGUGGGUGAGAUGUGGACAGCCCAGUGUAUGGAGGACGUAUGUGAGGGCAGCACCAACCCAGAGAGGAGCUUCGUCAUGGGCUGGCCCACCUGCAACUGUGUGGUCACCUUCAGCUCUGAGGUCCAGAAGGAGAGCUGGCUCUCCAUGCUCAAAAGUCGAUUAAAAGAGGAGAAGGAAAAGGAUGAUCCUAAAACCAUUCCACUGAAGGUGUUUGGGAAAGGCAUCGGGAGUUGUGCUCAGGCCGUCAGUAAGACCUUGGGUGUCAGUAACUCUGAUUCAACCAAUGAGGUUGUCCGACUCGCUCUUCAACAGUUUGGUGUCACGAGCUGUGUGAAGGACUACCAGCUGUGGGUAAGCUCCAAGAGGGACAACGCCCCUUACCCUCUCAUUGGUCAUGAGUUUCCUUUCAGUAUCCAGAUGAGUCAUAUGCGGGAGCCCCUGGCCCAGCCGGGCCGCAGGGACACAGUUCCACCUCCAGACAGACAGAGGGCGAUGCACCGCGACCAGGUACAGGUGGACAAACAGUGCCAGUUCAUCCUAAAGACCCGAUGCAGCUCCACAACAACAACGCCUGUGAUUGUAGACCCAGCUCAGAAGCCCUUCAAGCGAAGGCGUUCUCUCAUCAACUGGGCUUUCUGGAAAGGCUCCAAUCCUAACCUCCACAGUUCCUCUACAAACCUCUCCUCUCCUGCCCCCGGCUACCUGUUUGGCCAAUCGCUGAGCACCAUCUGUUGGGACAACUCCCUGCCCAAGCCCGUCAUGGACAUGCUGGUGUUUCUGUACAACGAGGGUCCGUUCACGCGGGGGAUAUUCCGACGGUCAGCGGGGGCGAGGGCGUGUCGUGAACUCAGGGACAGACUGGACUCUGGGGCUCAGGAUGUCCCGCUGUCACGGGAGCACGUCUUCAUCAUCGCUGCUGUGUUUAAGGACUUCCUGCGGAACAUUCCGGGCAGUCUGCUGUGUUCCGACCUCUAUGAACAGUGGAUGGAUGUGAUGGAGGAAGCAGAAUCGGAGGAGGCAGAGGAGGAGGAGCAGGCACAGGAUAUAACGAGGCUGAUUGGUCUACUGCCCAAAGAGAACGCCCUGUUGCUACGCCACGUUGUCGCCGUGCUGCACGGUAUCCAGGAAAACGCCCAUGACAACCAGAUGAACGCCUUCAACCUGUCUGUGUGCAUUGCUCCCAGCAUGCUCUGGGCUCCGGGCCCCAGCAGCCCCGAGGUGGAGGGGGAGGGCGCCAAGAAGGUGUGUGACCUGGUGAGGUAUAUGAUAGAACACUGCCAGGAGGUCCUGGGAGAGGAUGUCACCUCCGUGUUUGGAGGUCUACCCCGGAAACGUGCCGAAUCGGACGUGUCUUCCUUCCACCUGACCGACUCAUCUUAUGACAGCCUGGAGAACAUGCUGAAUGAUGACAGCAGUGAGUCUCCAUGCCUCCACACCUCACGGCGGCGCUGGAGAGCCAAGCCCCUGCAGGGCAGCCUGGACUCGGUCCUCACCCUGAGUGACUGCGACAAGGAGCAGCCCGACCUGGACACAGACCCACAGACCCCACACUACAGACCCCCAAUCUGGCAACCAGCACCACCCCCCCCAGCUCCUCGGAUGGGGGGGAGGAGGUGCUCAGAGCCGGCCAUAGGGUACUCUGUGGCCAGCUUUGUGGCGCGACUGGCAGGGAACGCAGACAGGCUGGGUAGCAUCGAUGACCUGGCUGGAGGUGGGGAGAUGUUUCACAGCUUACGGAAGGAUGGACAGACACAGACACACGGACUCACACACACAGGGGAGUGGAAUGGCAGUAAGGGUGUGUGUGACCCCGAACCCUCACAAGGACAGGGGCUCAGUCCCAAUAUCUCCCCGCCGAAGGAGGUCCCUUCCUGGGGUACGCUGAAAGGCUGCAAGGGGCUCCAUCCCAACACCUGGUUGAAGAGAGGCCGCAGACUGUCGCUGUCGCAGCAGGAGGAUGAGGGGGGUGUGGUGGAUUCCACUAACAAGACUCUCCCCACUAGCAAGUCAUGUCAGGAUAAAGGAGGGCUGAAACAGUCGUCUGAGAACCCGCCCAAGUCCAGCCUGGCCAGCUGCCCUCCAAAGGCAGGAGGGUUGCAGAAUCGCGGCAGGGUGACCAAGGACCGACGAUCCAGUCAAGGCUCGGUGAGCCCACCAUCGCGCCAGAGGUCCCAGGAGCAUUUCCACUCCUGUCGCUCUCCCUGCUCCCAGCCCACAGACAGACCCCUCACUGUCAAAGAGCUGAGAGAGAUACACAGCCAGGCCUGCGCAGCGAGCAAAACAGGAUAUGACAUCACAAAUCAGGGCAGUCGUACCCCUCCCCAACAUGUGUUCUUUGGGCAGGGUGGACCCAGCUUGUCCCUAGCCAGGCAGAAGUCCCACUCCCUAGCCCCAGGCAUGGAGGGUCUCUCCGGGGGCAGGUGCUCCCAGCGCCGGAGCUCCGAGCCUGGGGCAGCACAUCUAGGCGAAGCCCUGGUUCUGGAUAAGGCCUCACACCCGGAGAGACUUCACAGAGAGGCCAAACUGGGUCCGAGGUCAAAGUCAGUGGACGGGUCCCAAGACCUGGGGUUGAAGGUGUCCUGCACGGACCAAAGCGGGGCUCCGAAGUUUUGCCUGUCUCCCUCUGCCACCAAGGCUGUGAGGGACUAUUUCUCGCCUCACACGCACAGCAAUCCCAGCAGUGGUCAGCAGGUGGCGCUAGCCCUGAUUCAGGGGCAGAGGGAGCGGCUCAGGAGGUGUAGUGAUCCCAUGCUGGAGCCCGACUUUGACCAACUGCUCUUUGCUGAAGAGUCCUACGUGUGA